Pocillopora verrucosa is the source of this 2892-nucleotide messenger RNA. RefSeq lists its product as uncharacterized. Gene Ontology annotation, molecular function: A2-type glycerophospholipase activity. Gene Ontology annotation, cellular component: cytosol. Lineage: Eukaryota; Metazoa; Cnidaria; Anthozoa; Scleractinia; Pocilloporidae. The record is from RefSeq and is a predicted model, not a curated record. Gene Ontology annotation, biological process: glycerophospholipid catabolic process.
GGACAAAGUUUGUUCCCAAACCUGGGCCCAGGUAGACUUGAUUGUCGCAGCUCUCUUGGAUCUGUUCUCGUGCGUUGGCUUCGUGCAGCGGCUGCAGCUGGUUAUCGAGUCAAUAAUACGUCAUCCGGGUUGAAUAAUUAUGAUUUAAUCAUAGGAUAAUUCUUUUAAGGGAAUUAUUGACCGCGACAAAGAAGACACGAGUAAAACUCAAUAGGGUGUGUAAAAGUCACCCCACUAUUGCACGUUUCGCCAACAGACACAAGCAGGAAAGGAUGGUCUUUUUUUUAUAAGUGCAAUUCCCGAUAUCACCAUGGCAAAGUUUGGGUUAUCGUUCUCUGGAGGCGGAGUCCGGUCAGCGGCAUUCUGUUCAGGAGUGUUGCGCAGACUGCUGCAGAAGGAGGUGCGAAUAGACUACCUGAGUUGCGUGUCUGGGGGCGGUUACACAGGCUCUGCUUACGUCGACUGGAAAUACAGGCAUGAUAAGAAAGAUGACAAGAAAUGGCAUCAGAAUUUCUUUAAUCACAUGAGGGAAAAUGUCGGCUUAGUUUGCAGUUUUCAAAAUCCCUGCCAAGGUAUUUUCGACUGCGUGAUCUUUUGUGCUCUAGCAUUAUUCAUCUCUGUCAUCGCGCCUUUCAUAAUUUGGGGAUCAUUCGCACAUCCACUGGCCUAUAUUAUCGAUUACCUCUUUGGCAGAAUUUUGAGGGGUGGCAGUCGUCCGUGUCCAGAAGAGGUCAGGUUGAAUCUAAACACAACCCUCAACGAUUGCCUGCAGAAUCGUAAGAAUGCGGACAAAAUUUACGAUCGCGUUCUACUCUUCUUCGUGCCUGCUCUCCUCGCUUUCAUAUUCUACGUCUUGAAAAGAUGCGUCAAAAGAGGAGAAGGUCAUUUCAAUUGGCUUUCGCUCUUCAGUUUAAUGAUGUUUGGAAUUCUGUUUUUUCCCUGGUUUUUAAACAUUUCCCUGCGACUUGUACCAGACUUUUUGAAAGGGUUGCUCCUUGUGCCAAUGAUCUUUUUUUGGUUUUUAUUUCCUCGCCUGCGUGACAAUGCAUCACUGGUAUUCGUCGUGUAUCUCUACUCGUUUGUCAUCCACUUCAGAGUGUAUCGUAUAAAUGCCUUUGGCAUCCUCUACGAUGAUCGCAUCUUUGAUCAAGCAUUUGCAGCAUCUAUACUUCUAAUGUGGGUUGCCCCUUUGGUUAUAGCGAUACAACAAAGCAUUGUUCAUAUUUAUGUCAGAUGGAUCAUCCAAAAGGCAUUUUAUCAUCCAAACACCAUUGGCAAAUGCGGUUGUAGUGGCAUAUCGUGGCGUAACCUUUUCCUUUUCUGUCCAGCCCUCGACGAAUCCCGGAUGAUCCAAAACAUACCUCAUAAAAAGGCUUUGACUUUGGAUGAUUUGGAUGACCUUACACCCACCUACAUCGGGUGCACCACUGUUAAUAGAUGGAAACGCACCCCUUCCCCCAGAGAACCUCAUUAUGAGCUUCUCACCAUGUCCCCUCACGGUAUUGAACGACUUGAUCGUCCUGGUGAUGAGCAGGGACUUCAUGGUAAGCUGAUGCCCGUCGAUGUUUACCUGUCUGAGGUAGCGGCAAAUUCUGCAGCUGCGGUCAACUAUGACUCAGGAUUAGCGCAAGGUGAUGAGGCGCCAUUUAGAAACUUUCUGGUCAUGAUUGGACUCUCCUUCGGUGCAUCUCUUGUAGCUGAUAAGAGGCACGAGAAGAGACGUCAUAUCUGCUUACAGAGUCUUCCUAUUGUAAUAGAACUCCUCCGAGUCGUUCCUUUGGUGUUCACUCUUGUCCUCUAUGCGAAGAAUGACGGUGAAAAAUUUUUGGUAGCAGGAUUGCUGAUACACAUUGGUGUUACCGCAUUAAUAACCUUGUUAGGGUUAGUGCCAACUGGAGCAAAAAAUCCUGGAAGAUUGGAACGACUUGCCAGAUGGUUGACAAUCAAUACCCUUGGUGGUCACUAUCAUCGUAAAGCGAUGAAUGUCAUAAAUGUUGGACCCAGCCCGCCGGCUGUUUUGUCCCUAAGUGAUGGCGGCCAUCUUGAGAAUCUUGGCAUUCUCCCCUUACUGAAGCUGAGGCUUAAAAAGAUCGUGGCAGUAGAUGGAGGAAACACUAUUCUGGAUCAAGACUACGCGGACGCCCUAUUAACUGCUCUGGAUAUGGCUAGGAAAAAGUUAGGCUGUUCAUUUUCAGCCCUGGAUGGACGAGAUAUCGCUGAGGAUAUUCGGGAUAACUUCGUUGAGAGGAGCCCUGGGUCACAGCCAAGCAGCUACAGAUUCAAAGUUUAUUAUUAUGAAAAGAAUGUUAACUGCGACGGAAAGACCAAAGUUGGCGAAGGAGAAAUUCUCUAUAUAGCUCCCAGGCAUCCAGGCAAAAGGGUGAAAACCUCGCCUUACGUUACAUGGGAGCAAGCGUUGCGUGACAUCGACGAAGAUCUCGAGGCAGGCCUUUGGGGCGCUGGACCUCAGUUAUCAUCAGAAGAGGCCGAUAGAUUAACAUUCUGUUGUUGUGAAUGUUGCCAUGGAAACACGUGUCGUGGCUUGUCCGAAGCUAUGUGUGGGGUUUUUCCACAACAUAGUACUGCUAAUCAGUUGUUCACGCCGACACAGUUCUCCGCCUAUCACAGGGAGGGAUAUCGCGCUAGCAUGGAGGCUAAAGUAGCUCAGUUUGCGUCCGAUCGAAAGGAAGUUACCUCCGCCCCAGGAACUAACAUCGUUUAAGUAAAAGUAAACACCGUGGAACUUCUCUGUGAUUAAAGAUGGAUAAAUAAAAUAAUGAAUGGUACGUUCUGGGCUCGUUUGUCUAUCAAAGAAAGGGAUUUGUCUUUCGCAUGAAACAAAUAAACAAAUUGGAGUACCCCACGAGAAAUUGAACCUCAUAGCCUCUGAUU